ACAUCAUCGUGACUAUGGCUUGGAGCUUGUCUUAAAUGUUCCCAAACAAAGCCACUCAUGCAGCGACAGAGCGAAGAACAAAACGGAGAUCGUUCCCGGGGAAAUGGUCCGUGGCAAACGAACGCCUGGUAAGGCCAAUGGCCUUGGAGGUGGAGAGACAAUUAAGUAUUAUUAGGGAACACCGUGCAUACCUAACUUGUUGUUCCAAUGAUCUGGCUCCUAAGCCCUACUUGUCCACGGUCAGUUGGGCGUGCAUAGCUCUCUUUGUAUUUUAGAGAUCUCAAAGUCAAAUGAACGAAGUCUCUAUAAAAGCAUGGAUGGGAUCGAGCGACCAUGAUGCCUAUCUUCCUCUCUCAUCAUACGUCUAUCAAAUACAUCCCGUGUUGUCGCUGGCUUGGAUCCGGUCCAAGCUGAUUUCAUCACUUUCCUGUUCCAGCCUAUCUUCGAGACGUUUCCUAGGGCCAGGUCGGUCGGUGUCCAACAUACUUUUCCCCCUUACCAACUUGCGAAUUGUGCCUCCCAUUCGCACAUCAAGACACGGUCCUCAUCGCGGCUCAUCCCCCUCAACUGACCUUUCAUGUGUACUGUCACAUUGUCAGCAUUCCCGCCCAUCCAUCUCAACUGUACCUCCCAUCGCUGUUAUACCUCAGAAAAUGGGACCAUCCAGAGAGCCUUCUUUGACCAUGGAGUCCAUGGGUCGAGGCGGACAUAACGCCCCCACGUCAUCAACCUCCUCCUCGACCUCGACCGCAGCCGAACCGAUGGGUAUGCAAGGCCGGGGCGGGUAUAACGAUGUGAACGAUAAAGCAGGGACCAACCAGUAGAAUGCUCGCGAGGUUCCCGGCUGCGGAACAGCAUCACCGAAUGGAAGGGAGAAGUCUAGGCU
Messenger RNA from Aspergillus fijiensis CBS 313.89, 886 nucleotides. RefSeq lists its product as uncharacterized. The coding region runs from base 291 to 824 and encodes 177 amino acids. The transcript has a single exon. NCBI's taxonomy places the organism in Eukaryota, Fungi, Ascomycota, Eurotiomycetes, Eurotiales, Aspergillaceae. The record is from RefSeq and is a predicted model, not a curated record.